Messenger RNA from Hibiscus syriacus, 441 nucleotides. RefSeq lists its product as uncharacterized. The transcript has 2 exons. The record is from RefSeq and is a predicted model, not a curated record. The coding region runs from base 1 to 441 and encodes 146 amino acids. Lineage: Eukaryota; Viridiplantae; Streptophyta; Magnoliopsida; Malvales; Malvaceae. Gene Ontology annotation, molecular function: RNA-DNA hybrid ribonuclease activity; nucleic acid binding.
AUGUUGGCACCAGAUUUGGUUACAAAUCCUUUUCCUCGUGUCUGGGCUCCACCACAAUCUGAGAUGGUCAAGGUGAAUUUUGAUGGCUCCUAUGUUCAUGAACUAGGUCGUGGUGGUAUUGGUUGUGUUAUUCGGAAUUCCCGAGGUCAGUUUCUCGCAGCUUGUUCACAUCCUGUUCAGUAUGCUUUUCAUGUUGAGACUCUGGCUUGUCUGGUUGGGCUGCAGUUGGCCUCGAAUCAAGGCUAUCGGCAAGUUAUUCUGGAAGUUAAGGAGCUUGCACAGUCAUUUCACCAUUGCUCAUUUCAACAUGUAGUUCGUUCGGGUAACACAGUUGCGGAUGCGUUAGCACACGACGGCUUGUAUGCUACAUCUCAUGUUCGUUGGUUCGGGACUCCACCUCUUUUCCUUGUCUCUUCUCUUGCUGCAGACAAUGAUCUGUGA